This is a messenger RNA of Liolophura sinensis, 1981 nucleotides long. Its product is annotated as ribitol-5-phosphate transferase FKTN-like. NCBI's taxonomy places the organism in Eukaryota, Metazoa, Mollusca, Polyplacophora, Chitonida, Chitonidae. Gene Ontology annotation, cellular component: Golgi membrane. The record is from RefSeq and is a predicted model, not a curated record. Bases 148 to 1599 code for a protein of 483 amino acids. The transcript has 9 exons.
AUAAUGGCAGCCUCCGUGUCGAAAAGUGAAAGGAUAAAUUUCGGCAGCAUUCGGCGUUUGUGAUAAACACCUAGCCUGUCAUCCACUUAAGCACAAAACUGCACAACUAUUCUACGAGAUGGUGACAAAAAAGCUGAUAGAUCUGUGAUGUCUACAUCUGGUAACCAUAGAAGGUGGCACAUCACAUGUGAAGAUGUGGGUCGAUUGGUUCAGUGGGUGAAAGGACGACUAGGGAUGAGGCGAUACCAGUUUCUCUUUAUUUUGCUGUGUCUCAGCUUGGUGUAUCUCUUAAUACAGUUCUUCAUGGUUUUAACUGUGAAACAGGAUGAGAAACUUUCAUCCAAUGUGGAAGUAUUGACUCUAUUUCUGGAGGUGUGCUCUCAGCAGGGUGUGAUUGUCACCAUCCUUGAGCCAGAGGCUGUGCGUACCUACCUGCGUGGCGGUGUUACAGAAGAUGUUCUCUACUGUGAGACAUGCAAUGAGUUUGGACGUCAUCACACCACUAUUGGUUUAGAAAGUACAGAUAAAAUAUCUCCAGAUCUAUUCAUCAUGGCUGGCUUGCGUGUUCAUGAGGUCAAAGUCCCAGACCCUAGGCUUGAAUCAGUAACCAGUUUGAAUACACCCAACAUCACAACACAUUACUUCAUACAAAGAAGGAUUCCAAGCAGCCAUAUCAUCCAAGUUGUUUUCUUGUAUGAAAGAAAAGAUGAUGAGGAAAGCUACUUUUGGCACAGUGACAUCAGAUGGGACUCAGAUUUGCCCAAAUGGGUGACACAAUCAUUGCAGCUAGAAGACUUAAGUUUUGGAACUACUUCAGGAGUUUACCAAAGGUUACUGACUGUUAAUGUAAAAGAGCGUGGGUAUAAUCUGAAAGUGCCAGAAAACUUGAUGACCCAGACAUUUGAUGCAACCUUUUUAGACUGCAAUUAUACUCGUGCAAGGGAAUUUUACAAACUGUACAAACAACCGACUGAUAAUGAAUUUGUGAAAAAAGCAGUCACCGUGAUGUUGAAAGGGAGAGAAGUUCUGAAUAAACUGGAGGUACCGUUUUGGCUAAGCAGUGGCAAUUGCUUAGGUUGGUUCCGCCAGUGUGGCAUCAUUCCAUACAGCCAAGAUAUUGAUUUUGGGGUGGGUAUACAGGAUAAUGAUGACCGGAUAAUUCCAGCAUUUCAAGGAGCUGGAUUUACACUCAAGCAUCUCUUUGGAAAGAUAUCUGAUAGCUACGAGCUAUCAUUCAUUCAUGUUAAGACUGGGAUCAAGCUGGACUUGUUUUUCUUUUAUGAGGAGCCAGAUUAUCUGUGGAAUGGUGGAACCGAAUAUGACACAGGCAAGAAAUACAAGUACAUUUUCCCCAAGUUCUCUUUGUGUUGGACGGAGUUGCUUCAAAUGAAAUUCCGGGUGCCAUGUGAAACUGAGAGUUAUGUGGAGGCUAACUAUGGUAAAAACUGGAUGAAACCUGUGACAUCUUGGGACUGGAAAAAAAGCCCUCCAAAUGUUCGAGAAAAUGGAGUUUGGCCAGAUGAUGAAUGGGACAAAGUGAUUCAAAUUUAUGACAAUGUGGAUCAGAAAGAUGAUAUUGGUUUGAAGUUGAAGGGUUGAAAUAUCAUUUCCUUCACAUGGAGAACUGUGGAUGAGAAUGAUUGAUGGAAGUGAAUGGAUAUUAUGUUGUGCUUGUAUGUGGUACUUUUUUAUAUAUAACUGACAAUUAUAUCUAGGACAACUUCUAUAUUUGAAUAUUUAUUCCCUUUAGCCUUUUGUGUAUCGUUUGUUAGAAAAGAGUUUGGUAAGGUGAAACCUACACAUCCUACCAAAUAAAUUGUUUUAUUGGAAACAACACGAAGGAUUGUAAUAUGUGGAAAACCAUGUUGUAGGUUUGAACAGGUUUUUCCAGUCACUGUCAUUUUUGUGUUUUCAUGUUGUACAUGGUAGACAGUGGUGGUAAAUCUCACUAGAAAACUUUUGAUCAAUUAAGCCAAGCAGA